GAUUUAAAUACAUGACCUUCACCUGCUACCAUUCACUUGUCAGUGGUGUUAUUACUGAGUAGAUCAUUGCUUACCAGCAUACCACAAUAACAUGAGGCCAUGAGGAGGCAGGGAGCUACAAUGAGGGGGGAAAGGCUGACAGAUGAGUAGAAUGAGGCACAGAACGAGGGAGUGGCGCAGAAAGGCAGGAGCAGCUUGUGUGUGUGUUUGGAGAAAGAGAUCCGAAUCAGCUCAGAGAAGAGAGUCGUCCCUCAGUGACAGAUCUGAAACCGGCGAGAGAGGAAACAACAGGGGCAAAGCCCCUUUAAGAUACACAGCUGUGGAGACAGAUUAAGACAGAACGACAGGCUGACAAGACCGUGAAAUAAAUAGAGGACUAUUGGCUUGUUUGACCAGGCUGGUUUCCACGGUGACAACAUGGGUGCUGUGGUGGGCACGUUGACCAUGCAAACCAAGCAGAGGAGACCUUCCAGAGAUAAAACCGAUGAUGAGCUCGAGAUGACGAUGGUGUGUCACAGGCCAGAGGGUCUUGAGCAACUCGAAGCCCAAACUAACUUCACCAAACAGGAGCUGCAGAUCCUCUAUCGUGGUUUCAAGAAUGAAUGUCCAAGCGGUGUUGUAAAUGAGGAGACGUUUAAACACAUUUACGCACAGUUCUUCCCUCAUGGAGAUGCAAGCAUGUACGCUCAUUAUCUUUUCAAUGCAUUUGACACUGCAAACAAUGGCUCCAUUAAGUUUAAGGACUUUGUAAUGGGUUUGUCUAUACUACUGCGAGGAACAUUGAGAGAAAAGCUUGAGUGGACGUUUCACCUUUAUGACAUUAACAGAGAUGGAUACAUUAACAGAGAGGAAAUGACUGAGAUUGUGAGAGCCAUUUAUGACAUGAUGGGCAGGUACACCUAUCCUGCACUGACAGGAGACGUCCCACAGCAACAUGUGGAUGCCUUUUUUCAGAAAAUGGAUAAAAACAAGGAUGGAGUGGUGACUUUAGAGGAGUUUAUUAUAGCCUGCCAAGAGGAUGAAACCAUGAUGAGAUCCAUGCAGCUGUUUGAAAACGUGAUGUAGGACAGGAAGAGACGGAAAAUCAGAGGGCUUGGUGUGAGUGGGGUGUGUGUGGAUGCAUAUGUGCAAUACCUCCAGUCUCUCCUCCUCUUCUCAUCUUGUCCAGCUUUGGCCUGGAUACAGUCAGAAUGCCCCAAAUGACUUGAAUGAAGGGAGUGGACUUUCAGCACAAUACAACGUGACUCAUGUGACAGACUUGGACAUAAAAGACAUCCCUCUCAUUCCUGUCUCGAAAAUUAGUCUGUUACAGAUAUUGAUGCUCCCACAUUACGAAGCUGCUCCCCACCAGCAAAGAGCUAUUGUUCAACCAGCUGAACUGUUUUUUUCCCCUCCAAAAUAAAUGCAUGCCUUUGCAAAAGUUUUGAUUCAUCCAAACAUUUGUCAGAUUUGUUAUGGGAAUUUGGCCAUAAGGACUGAUAUAUUUGUGUCAUGCAUUGAGUGGUUGACAGAUAUGGCAUACUUCAAAUGUCAUGUGUUGGUUUCACUGUUACAGUGACCCCUGUACCUUUGUGCUGAUGUGGCUGUCACUUGCCCGCUUAUUGUUGAGAGUCCAUCUAAAGCCUCCUGUAGAAAGUCAAACAAUUUGGUAACAUUUUGUGGGUCUUAUAUGGUAUGUGUGCCUGUCUUUCCAUCUGUGCUGGAACUUAAGUUUGAGGGAAAAGAAAGAAGUUUGUUUGUUUGAAAUUUGUAUACAUUUUCACCUGCUGCUUUGCUUCUUGUGGUCAAAUCAGUGUGUUGUCAAAAAAUGUAAAGAAAAAAAAAAGCAAGUAUUGUAAAAAAUGUGUAUACAUUUUGGAAUUCAUUAAGAAGUGCCCUCAAAACUAAUUUGCUGAAUAAUUAAUCAGAACAAAUAUGAAACCAAUAUGUUUGUUGGCACAGGUGACAGGUGAUCAAGGUGUAACUCUGAGAUGAAGACAGUAAAAUAUUUGUGUGGUACAACCUUUUUGAUCUCACUCACAGGCAUGAAUUUAUACAAGAAAGACUGAGAUGCAAGUUGCUGGGCCAUUCUAAUGAAAUUCUGGGAUGAGAAAUUUUGAGAUAACCUUGCGGGGAAAUACUACUGAAUGUCAACUUUGGAAUGAUUCUGAGGACAGCUCCAUCUGUGUACGUCCACAUUUGGCCCUGCCUCCUCUGUCCAAGUCAGAUCUGUGACGUCACACUGAUGUGCAGGUACAGUCAGAAUACGGUUUUCUGUGAGUCGUGGUGGGUUGGAAAGCACUGCCGUAACUGAAACCUGACUGGGAUGAAAUAGUUUAAGCACUAAAAUAUUCAUCACUGUUCUUUUUGCUGUCUGUGGAGCAGCUCUUUGCUGUGUGGUACAUUAGUGUGAUAUCACAGCCUCUGGUCUCUCAUGUCUUGGUUUGGAACAGAUUUGUUAAAUCUCACAAACAGAAAAUGAAUUCUAAGCCAUAAGAAUAAACAUGAA
This is a messenger RNA of Scatophagus argus, 2488 nucleotides long. RefSeq names its product Kv channel interacting protein 1 b (gene kcnip1b). Gene Ontology annotation, biological process: regulation of potassium ion transmembrane transport. Gene Ontology annotation, cellular component: voltage-gated potassium channel complex. Bases 418 to 1065 code for a protein of 215 amino acids. Gene Ontology annotation, molecular function: calcium ion binding; potassium channel regulator activity; transmembrane transporter binding. The record is from RefSeq and is a predicted model, not a curated record. The transcript is spliced from 8 exons. Lineage: Eukaryota; Metazoa; Chordata; Actinopteri; Scatophagidae.